Molecule: messenger RNA, 4761 nt
Organism: Astyanax mexicanus (Mexican tetra)
Lineage: Eukaryota; Metazoa; Chordata; Actinopteri; Characiformes; Acestrorhamphidae
Product: transmembrane protein 132D
Exons: 9
Coding region: 1226-4519 (1097 amino acids)
Source: RefSeq, a predicted model, not a curated record
GUGGAGCUGUGUUUGAGCUCGUGCUGAAUCUAGAGCCUGUUCACACGCGGACGCACCUGGAGAGGAGAGGAGUGGACAAACUUUUUACGCAUCCGAGUGCGCACGUUCCCAAACGCGUGUCGUGCGCGUGCCGUGCGACCGCUGCACCGCAUGACUGCCUAAUUGCCUGGAUGAACGACUGAGUAGCUGAAUAGCUAGCGAGCUGAGUGAGUGACUGUGUGGCUGGCAGGUGAGAGCUGCCACAGCAGCUGCCACACUUCGUUUCUGUGCGUUUUCUGUGCAUUUCCGUUCCGCGCGAGGUUCCCAUUUUUUUCCAAGCCAAGAUUGGGAGGCUAGACCACGCUUUUUAAAACGCUUUAAAAACAAUAAAAAAUCAAUUCGGAUGUGCACGCGCUUUUGUUGGUGGUUGCAUGGCACGCGCUACACAGAGAGAGAGAGUCUUGCUGUGUGCGCGCUUUCUAUCUUCCUCUCUCUUAUUCUGGCUGCUCCUUUCUUCUUCUUUUUCUCGUUCUCCAGCUGCUGCUUGCUCGUAGCCCACAAGCAAGGAUGCACGUGCUCUCUGCAGGCUGGCAUUAGUGCGUUAGUGCAUCAGUUGAUCAGUUCAUCAACCGCAGGUUUCUGAGCCACGCUACGUUUGGCACCGCCCCGUGCGUAAAAGCGCACGAGACGGACGAUAGACAACUAAAAGGAGAAGGAGGAGGAGGACACCGUUACGAUCAUCAACGCGGAUAAAGAGGAGCUCUAAACACGUCUACCAGCCCUGCGGACACUUGUGGCUCUUUUUAAGCAGCUUUUAAGCCUCAUUCAGGACUCGUGACUUCAGCAUCCUCCAAAUCCUCUCCAAAUGACGCAGCAAAUGAGCGUAUUUUCGGAUCUGGAAAGGUUCUCCUCAUAGAACUUCUCAAUUCUAUGAAUCUCUUCUUGGGAAACUUGACUAAACUUGGACUAAGUGUGAACUAAAUGACUUUAAACACCAAACUGAACAACGGAAUGAAGCCUAAUCAAGCUAAUCAAGGGAUUCCUUUGCCUACCAGUCCAAAAAUGAUGAAGGUUCUCCACAUUGCGCCAUUGUGAUCGUACUCAGGAAAGAAAGAGCAUCAGAAGGAGAUAAAGGAGAAGAAGGAGGAGGAGGAGGAGGAAUAAAGAUAUCGUCCAGGACCCAAAGUCUUCUCAGCAGUUUGCCUGUUUGUUCUUCACAAAAGAACAGAAGAGGUGAAGAGUGAAGAUGUUGCGCUCCUGCAUCACAGCCUGGAUCAUCUCCUUCUCCUUGCUUUGCAGAGUAAUGGAUGGCAGACUGCUGCUAGAGGGUCUGCAGAGGUUUGGCGCGGUUCCUACGUACCUGCCAGUCCAGUACCAGGUCCUGAACGCGGAUCUGUCCUUCUUCCUCAAAGAGGCGAAUCAGGACAUCAUGCGAAACUCUAGUCUGCAGGCCAGAACCGAGCUCUUCUUCAUCCAGCAGGCUAGAAGAGUUCCUACUGUCAACGCUAGCUAUGGACCUCUCUCAGUGCAGCAGCCUGUACCGAUGGAGUUCCUCGGUCCAGGGCUGCUUAACAACCCGUCAUCAUCGUCAUCGUCUUCAUCGUCUUCGUCGUCUUCUUCGUCUGUAACUUCUUCUACAUCAACUACUCCUUCACCUCAGCUCUUCACCUUCAACUGGAAGGUUCAGACCUUCAUCAUAAGCGAACGCAUCCACCCCAGCUGGCCCAAGGUGCAGGUCCUUUUCUACGUGGUGGGUCGAGACUGGGACGACUACAGCACCGUGGACAGGCUACCCUGCGUCCGGAUGUUCGCCUUCCACGAGACGCAGGAGGUCCGAGGAACCUGCCGGUUGAAAGGUGAACUUGGGCUUUGCGUGGCUGAACUUGAGCCACUGCCCAGCUGGUUUAGUCCACCUAGUGUCGUACCCGGGAGGCAGAGGGCACCGGAUCAGACGGAGGGCACUCCAGUGGAACUCUACUACAUGGUACAGUCCACAGACUCCGGCGACUGCAACGCCGAAGAUUCCCGCAAGACCGGAUCCAUACGUUCUGAGCAGCAGGGGCCGGCCGGAUACUUCUCAGGCCCCACGCCCAUGAGGAGAAUCGGCAGCGUACGACUGUUCCAGCCCUUAUCAGAACUGCGACUCGACGGCAACUUCGUGGUGAUGGUGCCUUCCAGACCCAUCAGGCAGAGGGAGACGGUUUCUGCGUUCCUGGCGGCUUCCACCCUCUCGUCCGUGGAGAUUUUCACCCUCAGGGUGAAGCUGAAAGAGGGCGUGGCGUUUCUCGGGGCUCGGGCGAGUAAUCCGGUGCAUUGGACGGUGAGUCAGGACGUGAGGAGUGAGGGACACCGCGUGGUCACGCUGCACUGCCGCAGGAAGGACUCCGGCUUCAGCCAGAGGGUGGACAUGGGUUUUCAGAAGGUUCUUCAGGUGGAUCUGGAGGUGAACGGGCUGCUGGAUCCUCUGGGCUCUCGGUCGGUUACCUGGCAGGUGGAGUACCCCAUCACCCGGACCCUGUCUGAGGAGAUCCCCACGCUCAUCCGCCUCGCACCUCACGACCUGGGAGGCAUCGUGCCGCUGUCUAUGGAGACAGAGAUCCUCAACACCGCCGCGCUCACCGGGAGAACCGUCGCCAUCCCCGUCAAGGUGGUUACCGUGGGAACGGACGGGGCGGUGACCGACGUGACGGAGUCCGUGGAGUGCCGCUCCACCGACGAGGCUGUCGUAAAGGUGUCGGAGAGGUGUGAUUACGUCUACGUGAAUGGGAAGGAGACGAGAGGCAGGGUGAGGAUGCUGGUGAACUUCACCUACAGCUACCUGAGCUCUCAGCUGGAGCUCAGCGUCUGGAUGCCCCACCUGCCCCUGCAGAUCGACCUGUCCGACCCCGAGCUCAGCCAGAUCAAAGGGUGGAGGGUACCUGUUCCUCCCAGCAACCCAAGGUCCAGUGGUGAGGAUGAUGAAGAUGAAGCAGUCAGAAGGGACCGAGGCUGUGGUCCUCAGUACCAGAGCACUACAGUACGAGUCCUCACACACUUCAAGGCGGAGCCUGAAGAAUGGCGAGGUCAGCCGGAGUUUUUGCUGGGCAGUGAUUGGCAGGUGGAUGUGACGGAGCUGGUGCGUGAUUCGCUGAGAGUGGACGACUCUCGCGUGGCCGGACUGAUGAACGGACAGGUGCUGAUGGGCCUAAACACAGGGACUGCUAAAAUCCAGGUGAUGUCUCCUCUGUCGGAUGCGGUGCUGGGGGAGAGGAUGGUGCGGGUGCUGGAUGAUAAAGUGAGCAUCACUGAGCUCGGGGUGCAGCUGGUCUCAGGACUCGUCCUGAACCUCCAGCUCAGUCCUGGAUCCAACAGAGCCAUCGCUGCCACCACCACCACCCAGGACACCAUGAACAACCCCAAACAGGAGUCUCUGAUCAGCGCUUGGCUGCAGUUCAGCGACGGUUCCAUGACGCCUCUGGACCUGUACGAUCCGGCGCACUUGGUGUUGACGGCCACGUCGCUGGACGAGCGUGUGGUGUCGGUGCAGAGGGACUCGUGGUGGAAGUGGCCGGUGGUGGUGGUGCGAGGCGAGGGGCAGGGCCUGCUGGUGAGGGUGGAGAUGUACGGGCCCGAAUCCUGCCAGACCAAGACCAAGCGUCGCACUGUUCUGGCCGCCGGCAACGCCAACAUCCGCGUGAAGUUCGGCCGCAGCGAAACGGAGGGCGAGAACCGAGCCGGUGGCGACCGCAGGCACCGGCCGAACGCGCCGUAUUACGGAGGCUCCAUCUCUGACAUGGAGGCCGGUAUUGUGAACAGAGGAGCUACGACCAUUAAAACGGCGGCUCCCGGCCGACCAGGCGGGGACCGGUACACAGCCAGGGACGUUCCCGCCGACUUUUCAGACUUUCCGGCGCAGGCGGACCUUCCGCGUGGGCGCAGCACAGACGAGGACCUCCUGCAGGCGCGGCGCGGACUUACGGACCUGGAGAUCGGCAUGUACGCCCUGCUCGGUGUCUUCUGCCUGGCCAUACUGGUGUUCCUCAUCAACUGCGUCUCUUACGCCCUCAAGUACCGCAACAAGCAGCUGCCUCUGGAAGGCCAGGAGACCAUGGCUCACCACGCUCAUGACUGGGUGUGGCUGGGGCACGAGGGCGAGCUUCUGGAAGGUCACGCCGGGCUUUGCCUGCAGCAGGAGGAGCCAGGAGGCACCAUGGACUCUGGACUGGGUCUUGAGGAAGGUAGUCAGCUUCUAAACGGGCUUUCCGCUCAGAAGAGCAUGCACCGGUCGGCGUCGGACGGUGGCGGUGGCGGUGGAGGAUGCUCGGGAAGGGAGCACAAAAGUGAUCCGCUGAACUCGCCAACCACCAAGAGAAAACGUGUCAAAUUCACGACCUUCAGCCACCACGGCAAAUCCGGCAACGGCUGCGCCUCCAUCAGCCCGCUGGUCAUCGGCCAGAACGACAUCCAGUGGGUCUGUCCGGACAUCGAGCUCGGCGACUCCAAAGAGCUCCGGAACUACAUGGAGCGUCUAAACGAGAACGCCACCAAAAGCGUGGCGUAGUGCGGCGGCUUCACCGCGACUUUUAUUUCCGGACAAAAGUGUAGCUCACCCGUAUGCCUUCAGGAAAAGCAGGAGCCGGGGAUCCGAUCCGGCGGCGCCGCCGCUCUCAGACGGGCUCGCAUCUCACCAUGAAAAGACGGGCCAUUCAUCUGGUCUUGUUUCCAUGGCAACUGUCACAAGGGUUCAUCAUCAGAAACGAAGGAAAACGAAAAAGUAAAAAACGAGAGAGAGAGAGAGAGAGA